ACAUUGAUUUGGGGUGUUUUCCUGUUCGCUGUGUAUAAGUAUGCAGGCCGAACGUUCUCCAAACAUCAGAGAUAACAAGCUGAACUUAGCUGAGAUUUUCAACUCACAGCUGCUCCCUCACACCAACAAACACUCAGCUCAGGAUGGCUCGUCUUGCUCUGUCUGCAAUUGUGCUGCUGAUGGCUGUCGUCGCUCUCACUGAGGGUCUGCGUGGAGCUGGCCCAAAGAAGUGCUGCUUCAAAUUCAAUGACAAUGUGUCAAUAAAUAAAGUUGUGAGCUACACCAAGACCAGUCAGCGCUGCUCCAACCCCGGCAUCUUGCUGAACACAGUGGCCGGCCGUCAGCUGUGUGUCAAACCCUCAGCCCCCUGGGUGAAGGAGCUCAUCAGCUACCUGGACAACAAAAAUGUUGCAGGCUCCAACUCCAACCUGUAAACGUGCCGAUAAUAUGUCCACAAACCAGCUAACCUGAACAUUUAGGCUGGUUUUGAUGCUACAGUUUCUUACAGAAAACAGCUGCUCUCUUUCUACGAUAUUUACCAAAUAUUCUGAUAUUUGAUGGUAGACUACCAGGAUGACAUGAAGGGGAAUAAAUUUAUCUUCAUAUAAAUGAAGUUUUUUUUUUAUUGUUAUAGUUGUUAUUGAACAACAGGUGUAUUUGUGUUAAAUACAACAUUUAAACUUUGACCGUCAGCACUAUGAGCUUUUCUAUUAUUUGGAGUUUGAUUGAACUGACCUGAGAAAGUAUUUCUAUUGUAAAAGACAGAUGUCUUCCAAAUCCACGUGGUGUCAUCUUGAUUAUAUAAGCUAUGACUUAUUGCACUUGCUAAUGUAUGAGGAACUUGCCUGAUUAUCUAACUUUAUUUGAAGUCUUUUUAUAGUGAUGCUUUUGAACUCAUUGAAUGACUGAUGGAAAAGUUGUAAUCCAUUCAGAAGUGUAAUCCAUUUUUUCUGUAUGCAAACCAAUGUGAUUCUUGCAAAAUAAAGCUAGAUUACUUUCAAAAUUCAA
Molecule: messenger RNA, 1008 nt
Organism: Fundulus heteroclitus (mummichog)
Lineage: Eukaryota; Metazoa; Chordata; Actinopteri; Cyprinodontiformes; Fundulidae
Product: monocyte chemotactic protein 1B-like
Exons: 3
Coding region: 144-434 (96 amino acids)
Biological process (GO): monocyte chemotaxis; positive regulation of ERK1 and ERK2 cascade; lymphocyte chemotaxis
Cellular component (GO): extracellular region
Molecular function (GO): CCR chemokine receptor binding; chemokine activity
Source: RefSeq, a predicted model, not a curated record